AUGCCGGCACACGCCAACCACCAGCCGCUCUUUGACGCAGUUGCUGCCGACGCCGUUGACACUGUUACGCGUCUGCUUGCUGACGGCGACGGGAAUGUCAACAGCACGAUGCGAAUAAACAAGGUCUUGUACACGCCACUGAUGCUAGCCGCGGAGCUCGGGUACGUCCAAGUUGUUCGAGCGCUGUUGGGCCGACCGGACGUUCAAGUGAAUCGACCAACUCACGCCGCCAACGCCAAGUCCCCGACGCCGCUCAUUCUGGCGUCGAUGAAAGGUCACGUUGCCGUCGUCCACGAGCUGCUUGCACACCCCGAUGUGGACGUGAACGCCACGAUGGAGAAACAUGCAACGGCAGUUCAACUUGCCGCCGCGAAUGGGUUUGCCGACGUUGUCGAUGCGCUGUGGCCGACCGCCAAUGUUUUCAGCCAGCGCCGAAGCCUCGACGCCGCGCUGGCCGGCCACAAGUUCGAAGUCGUCGCCCACAUGGUGGAAAACGGCGUCGCAUACGAGCCAUCGUUUCAAGGUCAUCUGCUCCUUGAGUUUGUCGCGCCGUUCUUGACGUUCCAAGGCUUGCUCUUGAUGCUAUCCAAGGACUUACCCGUCAAGGUCGCCGACAGCGGCAUAUUUGGGCACCACCUCGUCCCAAAUCCCGACUAUGCUUUCUCGUGGGCAGCGUUCCUCGAUCCGUCCCUCGUCCGAGUGAGCGACGAGAUCGCCAAAGAAGCCGUGGCAAGCGCGAUCUUCGACGCGUUGUGUCCACCACUUUGCAACAACCAUGGCGGCACGACGAAGCCAUCGAUAUCGCGGGAGCAAGUCGUGCGAGCACUCCUGUCGUCCCACGACCAGCACCACCGCCCCGUGCUGGCGGUGGCAGAUCCAUCGCUCGUCGCAUCGUUGAUGGGCCAGUUGUACUUUGCCAAGCGGUACGAGAUCAUCGAGGCGCCGCCCGUCCACGUAAGCGCGACGUCGGUGGUCGUGGUUGCGAUCGACCAUGGCUUGGUCUCGCAAGUCUUUAACGAAUAUGCGUGCACCGACGACGGGCUGCUCAACGUGGACGGUUUUGUCGCGUGUAACUCGAUUCUGGGCCAACUGGCGCCGCCACUUGGACACGCCACAUCGUCGGGCGUUCAUCAGUCGGACAUCCUGGACUGGACCAAAGCAUUUGAUGUGUGGGACUCGGACGGCAUCGGCGGGCUGUCGAGCCAUGUCUUUCGCCAGUACUGCGACCAGACGUACGGCGCCCACCUCCGUGUCGCUCUCAAGCUGAUGAAGCAGGCGGAUGCGCUUCAAAGGGAGCUUGGAUGCCGCCGGCAUUUGGACAGCCAAUUCGUCCUGCCCCUCCUGCCGUCCGUCGCGUUGGAGCAACACGAGCCCAGUCCCGACCACGGCGCCGCCGCCGACCCCACCCACAUGUCGUUUCCACAGUCCUUGGCGGAAUACCCAUACGUCGUCGCCAUGCCGGCCGGCGAUCGGACCUUACUUGACAUACUGGUCAACGAGCGUCCGAGUCGCAACACUAUCCGAGGGAUGCUCGAGGCGGUGGCGAAAAGCGUCGCGCACUUGCACGAGCACGGCAUGGUCCAUGGCGACCUCAAGCCGCGCAAUGUCCUUCGUGUGCGCGACGAGCUCAAGCUGAUUGACUUCAAUGCCGCGACGUGGAAUGGCGAGUUGUUUUCCGGGACCACGUUCAGCUCCGGGACACUCGCACCAGAAAUGCUGGUCAAGCUGAACACGAUCGAGUUGAUGCGUCGCCAUGAAGCGUAUUGCUGCCAUGGCAAGUCCCGCGCGAGCGACGAUUCGUAUCGAGAUGUGGACGCGGCAUGGCAUAAACUCAAGCCUCGACGAGGGUACGUUGUGCGCACCGCCCUCGCCGGCGAAGACGUUGUUGGCGAGACCAGUCCCGUUGCGGCGCCGUACUCGUUGCGCGCCGUGGCUCCCGCCAUGGACGUAUGGGCAUUUGGGUGCAUGAUGUACCAAGUCGUCACCGGUGCCGAGUUGGUUCCUACUGACUUGCACGACGACGUCAUCGACGACUACAUUCAUAUCGCCGCGACAUGGACGGACGUGUCGCUGCGGGCCAAGCUCAGCGCGGCGCUUGGGCCCAACGACGCAUUGGCCAUGGACUUGCUCACGCAACUCUUGCGGGUCGACCCCGCUCACCGAGUGACGAUGGAAGCGGCGCUCCAGCACCCGUAUUUCACAGGCAAGGGCGACACGUUUGCCGGCCGACUCGACGAAGCCGUGGAUGCGGCUGCCGCACGGCACGCUCCAAGCUUCGACCCGCGCUUGUCGCCAGCGCCGGUCACCCCGAACACGACGUGUUACGCGUCCACUCAAGCCCUCGGCAACCGCCUCAACAUUCUGUCGCCAUCCACCAGUGUCUCGAUCUGCGGUGAAGUGCACACCAUGUCGGUUCCACCGACGACGGUGCAUGCCGUUGCCGCCUCCAACGAGUCUUGUGCGCAUGAGCUGCCUUCUUCCAUGGGGACGGGAUGCGUCGGUCUACCGACCUUUGUGUUGCUGCCCGACAGCCACUGGGACACACCACUUGACGACGUCGUCCUGGCGAGAUUGGCAUCGUUCGUCGUGAGCUUUCGAUCAACUUGUCGUGCGGUUCGACUCGCUUUGGACCAAAGCGACUCGAUCCAAGCCCACCUUGCUGCAUUAACCCGCAACGACCCGUUGUAUUUGUACCUGAUGGACGGCGUGACAGGUCAAGUCGUUCCUGGCCACACAUUGACGACAGUGGUCGGCUGUGCACCAAGCCAACUCCACCCGAUGCACGGCACCACCGCGAAUGGAGGGUAUCCCCUUCCAGUCGUCCCGACAGACGUGGAGUUUUUGGCGCUGAGCUUGCCAUUUGCCGAACAAGGACUGGCCUGCUUUGUGCGCCACUACUUGCCCGACGUCGCCACACUGCCACCCACGACAACCUCCCUCUCCCACGAGCCGUUCCUUCAUGCUCUGAGUUGCAAGAGAGGCACUGCCAAGUCCGUCACGUUCGGCGCGAUCCAUCGAGCGCUGCGACUGAAGGGGUCGCACAUAACGCCGUGGCACGUCCGCCAAGCCAUGGCCAAGCAAGUCGAGCGCUGGAUAAAUCGACGACUCCCCGACCUCUCGAUGGCCGGCUUGUCACGAACCGCGACAGAGGACGGCGACGUGGUGUGGACGAUUCCUGCCCAUGACCAAGACGAGACAGCGGACAGCACCGACGCGUGCUCGUUGUAUGGCGUGCUGCUUCAAAACCUCCUCCGUCCGCGCUCGGAAGACUGGUCGGACGUCGACAGCUGCCAAAGCAACCGAGCUACAAGCGUGUCGCGGGCUCCACAAGUCCCAGCUGCCGCUGGCAGUGGCUGCAGUCCCGACCAGUGCGUGGUCAUGUAGAAACGCAAGUGUUUUUCCUCGUACCAGUGCGACUUGCAACGUGAAGGAAUAACGAAUGUACAACGAUGGACGGAGGUCCAGGACGCUCGGGACAUCCCUCGAGGUAUUCGUCGCCCAUUUCGAGUGGUC
Messenger RNA from Aphanomyces invadans, 3513 nucleotides. RefSeq names its product serine/threonine protein kinase. Gene Ontology annotation, molecular function: protein binding; protein serine/threonine kinase activity; ATP binding. The coding region runs from base 1 to 3384 and encodes 1127 amino acids. The record is from RefSeq and is a predicted model, not a curated record. Gene Ontology annotation, cellular component: nucleus. The transcript has 8 exons. Lineage: Eukaryota; Oomycota; Saprolegniomycetes; Saprolegniales; Verrucalvaceae. Gene Ontology annotation, biological process: mitotic DNA damage checkpoint signaling; protein phosphorylation.